CUUUCUUUCUCUCGCUCACUCGUCCCCCCUUUUCCAAUCUUUUUACUCCUUUUUUUCUCUCUUUUUUCUUUCUUCUUUUUCUGAAUCAAUUCCUUUCAUUUAUAAAUAAAGCAUAAUGGGACUCGGUUUAGAGAAAUGUUGCUGCUUCAUUCCUUUGAGACUAGGCACUCUCUUUAUUGCCAUUUGGUUUUUUGUUGUUUAUUUAUUUUAUAGUGCAACUGGUUUUGUAGGCGUGAAUGCUGUUGUAUAUUACUCUGGUCAAUCAGCUAAACCUUGGUAUUACAUGAAUUUACUAUUCUCAGUUUUUAUCUGUGUUGGUGGUUUAUCUGGUAUCAUUGGAUCUGUAUUUGCAUCAAGACGAUUUUCAAAAGCAUUCAGUAUUAUCGUGUGGAUCAACUGUAUAUUGUCCUUUAUUAUUUAUCUUAUAUCACUCAUUCUCAUGGCUACCAACAGACAAAACAUGGUUGAUUCAUGUCGUGUCAUGGGAUUUGUUGGUGUCGACAACGCACAACAAACAAUCGCACCUGUUCAUUUGAGCAAUAGUCCAUAUUAUUCACCCGUAAAGUACCCAGGACUGUUGACUGCAAAUGCUGGAAAUGAAAGUCAAUGCUCCUCUUUGCUACAAACAUUUAUCAUCCUAUUUGGUGUUUUGAUAUUUGUUGUAGAGAUAGUUCAGGUAUAGUAAAUGCCAUGUAUUUAUAUGCCUCUUUUUAAAAUGACAUUCUAUUAGAUAUACUUUGCUUAUGUUGUUGGAGCUUAUGCAAAGAGACUAAAGAACGGUGCUCGUCAUCAUAGGUUGCAUGCACAGCAGAUUAAAGAUUUUGAAGAAUCAAGAUAUCAUAUGUCAACAGUGUAUUAAAACUUCCCCCCUUUUCUCCCAGAAAAUGAUGAAACAUGUACAUAUUUAUAUCCCUUUUUCUUUAUUUCUUAUUCUUCUUCAUAAAUAAUAUCAAUAAACAACUCAGUGACAUAAAUCCAAUUGUCAAAGCAAAAUGAAAAAAAGAUCCACCUAUUAGGCUUAUAUUAUUGAAAAUUGCAGUAAUGCUAUUUCCAAAAAAAGCAAGUCAAGAAAUUCCGCCAAGAGAGAAUCACACAGAGAAAGUGAGGGGGAACAGUCUUUUCACUUUC
This is a messenger RNA of Rhizopus microsporus ATCC 52813, 1128 nucleotides long. RefSeq lists its product as uncharacterized. The transcript is spliced from 4 exons. NCBI's taxonomy places the organism in Eukaryota, Fungi, Mucoromycota, Mucoromycetes, Mucorales, Rhizopodaceae. Bases 116 to 682 code for a protein of 188 amino acids. The record is from RefSeq and is a predicted model, not a curated record.